AUGGCAACUUUCCCUACGUUUCAGGUGACAGAAGGCGAAUGGACAUCACCAAAACAGUGGAAAGUUUUGGGCGUGAAAAUUCCACACUUUUUCUCUAAAGAUCCAGCGAGGCUAGCCGACUAUAUUACCAAGUUCGAGACUCGACCAGAGGAUGUUUUCGUGGUGACUUAUCCUAAGUCAGGUUGGUUCCUCUUUUGAUGCCAUCAUUUUGUAAAUCAGUUAUUUUAAGAAAAUUAGGUGCUCCUGUCACGACAACGUUCAAUACAAUUUGCUGGCCCAUGCACAUUACGUUGAGUCCUUUAUUUCUUUUAACCUUGCAUCCUGUGAUGAAACGCACUGAAACGUUUCGUUUCUAGAAGAUUUGACCCCGCAUCAGUUUGUUUCCAAGUUCUUUGUAAAGGCAGGCUAAAAAGAACUGACAGAACGCUCAAAACAGUUGCGUACACACGCUACGAUUGUCUUCUAACUGACGGCAUAAUUUCUCUAGUCUGCGAAAUUGGUACUUUGCUUUGCUCUUUCAACGUUUUCAUUUACAUAUAGCGAGCUCAGUCCACACCGAAGCGAUAUAUUGAAACCAUAAUACUGAUCCUAUGUUAUUCAUAGCGAGAGAGAGUAUUUGUUUUGUCCUUGGAGAGCUUUUACACCACUAAUCGACGGAUAGUUGUAGAAGUUUCUUGCUUGUUCUUGGACAUUUUCUGAUUAAUUAAAGGGUCUUAAAGGGGCUGUGUCACGGCAGUCCAGUUCAUUUUGUUUAAUUUUGCCGAUUACUCGCCCUCAAUCGCCAUGGAACUUAAAGUAUGCAAAUAAAUUACAUGCAAAUGACAAAAUCAGAGAUCUGAGACAAACAAAUAUGUCUCCUGAGCAUUAUUUUUGAAGUUGCAAGCAGCAGGGAUCAACUCUGAAAAACUGUUAGGCUUAACAGUUUUCAAAAACCCUAAUUUCAGUCCGUUUCAGUCUUCUUCAGUUUUGCCCAUUCAUGGCAUCUGUUGUUUCGGUUAUGUUAUUUUAACCUUCCUUUAAAGUUUAAGCGGUUAUUUUUGUGUGUCUCUUAAUUUAACGGGCAUUUUGUAAUUUCCUAAUUUGGCUGAAUUUCGUGACACAGCUCCUGUUUAAUGGUCGUGACUAGAAUGGAUACUCCAAAAUCAGGUAUCCGCUCGGAGACUGGAACUGAAUAAAAUUAUUUUUCGGCAAAUCGCUCCGACUCUUUACGACCUUGUUGUGUUGAAAGACUAAGUAUACAAAGACUGAAAAGGCUAAGAUGAGAAUGGUUACUCCAAAAUAUGGAUCAAAGCCUACAUAGAGGUUAGUUGUUUUUCACGUUCUUUGUAAGAAUUUAGUGCAAGGAGCAAACAAUGUCUGUUUAAUUACAGUACCACUACCGCGACUGUCGUGUAAAGCUUAUUCAUAGCAAAGUAUCUGUUUGGAUAGCUCAGAAUAAGGUGGAUACUUCAGAAUAAGAAUGGCCAAAAUAUGGAAGUUUUGGCCAUCUGGAUUAUUAUUACUGAACUUCCCAAUACAAACAUGAUUGUUACGUUUACAAAGAGGGUACAAAUACAGUUAAGGUCAGUUAAUUUUAUGGGUUAGUUGAUUCCAAGUGUUAACAAUAGUAAAAAACACCUAAGGGACCUGUCAUUUAUUAGAGACGGGGGAGGGCUGGUGCAAUUGGGGGAAGGGUCAUUAAAUUUUAUGUAGCCAAAAAGGGGAGGGUCACCAAAAAUUUAAGCUGGGCUUUGGGGAGGGCCAUACCAUUUUUAGCAAACAUUGCUGUUCACUUAAAAUAAAAACAAAUCAACAAAUAAAAUAUAUUAUUUAACAAACAAGUCCCUUGCACAGUAAGCAUUUUAAACUUUCAUAAUGAUCAACCUGAACUACCCAACAACCCUACAUGUACGUCUUUUUCUUGAUUUGUUUUUCAAGAGCAGCACACUGCGAAACAUGUCUUUGCAUUGAUCAAGUUUCUCAUUAAGAUAUUUCAAUUCACUGUUUACUCUUUUUUUAUCUUCAUCAAGCCUUGUAAUAACAGCUUCAUCAAACGAUUUAGAAUACUCUUCUCCUCGUAUAAAAUUACCAGUCUUUGAGUGAAACAGGGUGUUAAGGUGAGCUUUAAUGCGUCUAUCCAUAUCUAAUAUGUUCUCUAGUAACUCACUGAGCUUCAUAAUGUUCGCCCUCAGUAUUAACUAAUCAGCUGGGACAAGAACAUAAUCAGUCAUUUAAAAUUUUCCAGCAGCACCAGGAUUGUUCGUGCUCAAUAUUGCUUCAAUGCAUGAGGUGAUCUUAGAUACCUGUUCCUGAAUGUCGUAUUGGGGCCUCCCUUCAUCACAAGGUAAAAGUUGAUCUCUUUUAAUAAUACCUGUCAUAUCUUUUAGCGUGGGGAGAGUCAUAACUAUUUUGGGCCAUACAAGGGGGAGGGUUACAUUUUUUUCUGCAGGAAAUUGGGGGAGGGCAUAAAAAAAAUUCACCUGGGAUAAAGAAUUGCACCAGCCCUGCCCCCACCCUCUAAUAAAUGACAGGUCCCUAAUUUACUUCAGGUCAUACUUCUUGUAGCUUGGUGAUCACUAUUACAAGCUCAAGUUUCUAAAAAAAAAAUGGUCCUGCAGAUUGUAUUAGUGUAGUGUCUCUUUAUAGUUCUGAUAUAGGACCUGGAGCCUACAGUGGCCGAUCGGAACCUUCAGAUAAGAAGAGGGGUGGGGCAGGGGGGGCGGGAGGAUUCUCACCAGACCUUAAGGUGGCGGGAAGGAACCACUCAUUCAGACCUUAAGGUACGGAGGAGCUCAAUCUAGAAAAGAAUUUUCUUGGCACUGUUGUCCUCAAUUUGAUCUAGAAUAUGGAGGGCAGGGGACCUCCCCUAGAUCUACUGCUGACCUCUGCCAGCCAGCCCAUGUUCACCUGCUAUCUUUUUACAUUUACUAGGAACUCUAGUAUCAAUCCAAAUUAUUUAUCCUAAAUAUUAGGAUUUUUGCAAAUUAUUUAUAGUUGCUUUUUUGCACUUGUAUUUUGUUUUGUUUUUUUUUUCAAAUCCUAGGAGCCUCAUUGUCACCAAAACUCUCUGCCUUCCAUACCCCUCUUAAACACUGAACUUUCUGACAACAGUCCUCAGCCAAGUGGUACCAUCAUGGUGUUAAAAACUGUGGAAAUGGGUCCUGGGAUGAAUUAUUUUUCUUUUUCUUCCCGCUUUCUCCACUCAAGGGGGGAGGGGGGGAAGGUGUUUUCCUUCCCCUCCCUGUGACCUAUUACCUAUUUCCUUGAUUGUCUUCUGAGCUCCUGAUGAGACAAGAUCUUCAGCAUUAAGCUGGUUAUGGGCUAUUUUUUGUUUUUCACUCAGUAUGGUGAGCUUAUCAUAAAUUUAAAAUGGAAUAAAAAUGAUCAUGCAGGUAUAUCCAUGUUGCAGCUGUAACAGGAGGACGAGUUGGAGGUCCGGAGGGUGUUGCAGUCAAAUGCUUGUGAGGAACAGAGAAACCAGUUGGAGAAAGAAAUGAAGAAAUAAAGAAAAUGGAAGAAGGCUUCAAGAGAAAUAGCAAAUAAAAUGAAAAAAAAAAAAAAAGAAAAAAAGAAAAAAGAAAACAGGAAAAAAAAAAUUUUUCAUUGAGGCCAAGCAGUUGGCUGCUCAGUUGCAUGUCUGGGUAGCUUGACCAUGUUUAAUAAAAUUCUCAAAACCACAAACAAACCACUCUAAGAAUUUGAUAAAAUGUGUAAAAAAAAUUGUUUAUUACUUUUAUAAAAAUAAAGUUGUUUGUUUACAAUUCUACAACCAUUUUUUCAUUUCUUCCUUUUCCCAUAAUUCUUUCCUCUGUUUUAUUUUCCUCGUACUCUUUCUCCACUUCCACAAUGUGCUUUUAUGUACCCUCUAUACCUGGGGUGGAAAGUCACCUGAAAAUUUGAAAUUAGCCAUGCAUUAAAUAAAGCUUCCAUUAUAAUCAUUCUUUCAGGAAACAAAGCUGCUACUUUGGAGGUACUUCUAAAAAGUACUGUGUUCCACAAUACAGUGCCUUGAUUCAGCAAAGAAGCCUUGACCCUUUUGUUUUAAAAGUUAAAGAUUUUCUUUUGGUAGCAGAGAAAGGUCCCCAGUUCAGUGCAUUACAAAUAAUUAUCACCUACAAAGUUAUCUAUCAUCUAAAUUAAAAAGGAACAACCAAAUCAUUUCCUUGUGAUACCUGCCUAAUAACAAAAUGCAAAACUAAAAUACUGAUAAAUAAAUAACAAUUAUUGAAGUAGGGUAUAUCCAGGCCGUUUUAGCUUAACAAAACAAAAACACAAGGUAAGUCAUUCUCAUUUCUAUUUUUGUCAAAAAAUGGAAUUUAGGACGUAUUUUGUUUAUUGUCAUACAUUCUCUUAUAAAUUCAAAGUCCAACAAACUCCUUCAGAGUUUGGCCUACCUGUGGAUGGGGCAACAUUUCAUGACAGGAUGGACAAUAAAGGGGCUGCAUUUUCAACACCUUCAAUGUGACUUGAAAUUACAAAGGUUCACAAAGCAGAUUCAGGAAUACAAAAUGACUAACUUGGAAUCACAUAGUUUACAUUUGCCAAAAGUAGCUAACAUUGGGCCUUCUGGUCAUAGAAAAGACUAUAAAAGGAUUUGGGUUCUGGUUGGCUUAUUGUGCCAGAUACCCAGCGCACCAAAAGGUUGACCCGAGUAUCCCACAGGUUGUGAGGGUCACUUUGGUUUUUAUAAUCUCAUAAAGUACCCAUUCUUCUCACACUAAACUAAACAGCAACUUACCACUUAAAAGUGAAAAAAAAAUCAACCAUAAUAUAUAAGAAAACAGAAAUAGUUUAUGUUGAGCCAUAAAUUCAACAACUGUCUGCUAUCCCUGGGGGGUACUCCCUUAUAUGGCCUACAUGGGGAUGUGCCGCUGGACAGGGUAUGGUUUUCGUCCUCUCUGUCCUGAACAGGGUAUAUAGUUUGGCACAAGUCUGUCCUAAACAGGGUAUACAAUUUCCUGCAAGUCUGCCCUAAACAGUGUGCAUGAUUUGUGCAAGUCUGUUGUAAUUAUAAACAGGGUGUUUCAUGCAUGAUCGAUUUCGUCUUAGUGCAAAUGUUUGCAGAUAUUUAGUACGUCAUCACCCAAAGCAUGUUAUUGUUCUUGGCACCCUGGUCUAAAUAAGGUAAGUACAAGUUGACAGGUGUGCUUGAUAACCUUGUCCCCAUCUGAGGGAGUUGUCUUAUCUGGGUACUAAAGUUGAGGGUGUUAUCCUAGACAGGGUAUGGGUUUCAAACCCUCAGCGGCUCACCUACACCCAAACAUUGGUCGAGUACCCCUCCCCCCCCCCCUACACCGGGCUGCUAUCUUAUAAGCAAGCUUCGAAUUAACUGAGCCAUAAUUACACAAUGGAUGACUGUAUUUGUACCCUCUUUGUAAACGUAACAAUCAUUUUUAUAUUGGGAAGUUCAGUAAUAAUAAUCCAGAUGGCCAAAACUUCCAUAUUUUGGCCAUUCUUAUUCUGAAGUAUCCACCUUAUUCUGAGCUAUCCAAAACAGAUACUUUGCUAUGAAUAAGCUUUACACGGCAGUCGUCUCCCACAAUUGGUAGUGGUACUGUAAUUAAACAGACAUUGUUUGUUGUUUUGCAGUUUGUUAAAGGGGUGCAUAUAAUGCUGUUUCCUCAAAAAGAAAAUUCUUACAAAGAACGUCAACAAAAACAACUAACCUCUAUGUAGGCUUUGAUCCAUAUUUUGGAGUAACCAUUCUCAUCUCAGCCUUCUUCAGUCUUUGUAUACUUAUCUCAAGAGUCGGAGCAAUUUGCCGAAAAAUAAUUUUAUUCAGUUCCAGUCUCCGAGCGGAUACCUGAUUUUGGAGUAUCCAUUCUAGUCACGACCCCUGUUUAAUGGGGUUAACCGGCAGCCAUCAAAAGGCCUAUAAUUUAACCGUCAGCCGUCAAAAAAGGUUAUAAAGUUUAAUUUUUACCGUCGACCGUCAAAAGUGCAAGUUUCAAAGUAUUUCAAAUCUCACUAUUUCAGGUGAUCUUUACGGACUUCUUCUAAUCUCUCAAAUGGAAAAACCAGUCAGGCCAGUUCCCAUGCAUGUUGACAGAAACGCCCUCUCUAGAUACAACAAGACCUUACAACUUGUUUAUAUCAGAAAAUAUUUCAAAAUUUUAAAGGCUAAGACAACUCCCAAAACACAACAGUUAAUAAUCAUUUGCACGAAAGUUAAUAUUUUCUUAAAACUCUUGGACUAAAUUUCCACUAUAAAAUAACUGUCAACCGCCAAGGCUACCACCCCUUUAAGACACUCUAAUUGAGCUUAUUUACUUAUAUCAGAGAUGUAAGCUGCUGAAAAUCGCUAUAUUUUUCUAUUAGACAGUAAUACUAAUUAGUCGACCUUGAGGGUCUUAACAUUUUACCCCAUAUAGUAUAUAAGCAGGUGAGUGUGAGUCGAAAGUAUAACUAGUCGUUCACUAGAGGGGGUACCCCCUUGUUGGGCCUAAACGGAAUUGCGCUGCUGAAAAGGGUGUGGUUUUGGUAACAGAGUCCGUCAGGAGCCCAUAACCCAGAGUCCGUUGUAUAGCCUUGAACAUGGGUUGAACGUUAGCGGUACACGGUCUACAUCAGUAGUUCCAACAAUCUGGUUUUAAAUCUGGCUCUAUAGUAGGAGUUUCAGAAAUGAAAUGAACAAGGUUCAUGAAAAAUAGUCUCUUGUCUUAAAAAAGGCAGCGAAAUGAAUGAAUUUUGUCUGCAACAGGGUAAGGGUUUGAAGGCCUCGAUGGCAAAUCCCUACCCAACGUGAUGUCUUAGUGCCCUUCCAGCGGUUUUUCGCAAGCUUUAAAGUUUGGUUUUGGCUGUGGCCGUGUAUAUUUUAUUGUGACAGAGGUCGUGUAUACACCUGAUUCGUUCUUUCCAGAAAGUUUACAGUAUCGAAGGCACAUCAGUGAUCCGUUUACAGAUUAUGACCGUAUAAAUCCUUGAAAACCAUGUCAUCGUUCGUGGUUUAUACUUUUUAAGCGACAACGUUUUUUUGAAUCAGGUAUAUUCUAGUUGCAGAGGCCGAGCUUUUUAAAGUCCUGAGACUGAGAAUUUCGCAGCUGUGAAGGCUACGCUCAUUCUGUUCCGACAACUCUGCCUUCUGUAUUGUGUGUAAGCUACUAUUCCUCUCAUCGAUCACUUGUAAUAAUGAUUUUAAAUUUCAGGAACAACGUGGGUACAAGAAAUUGUCUGGCAAAUCUACAAUGAAGGAGCUAUCAGCAGUGAAAAGCAAGGUUUGCGAGUGCCUUUUCUUGAAGUCACUGCAACCCACGAAAAGCUUGUAGAGCUAAUUGAUCUUAAAACUAUGCCAAGCCCACGUGUUAUGAAGACCCACCUUCCGUACAGUACUACCCCUAGAAGUGCAGAUAAAGAGACUAUGUCUAAAUACAUUUACAUUGCUCGAAACCCGAAGGAUGUAGCGGUGUCGUAUUAUCAUUUCGCGGAGCAUUUGAAAGCGUUUGGCUUUGGUUUCAACGGACCGUGGGAAUUUUUUGCCAAGUGUUUUAUUGAGGGAAAUGGUAAGUACUCAAAUCGUUAUAACCUGUACCACAGACGAAACUAAACCUUCGGUUAAGUCCGUGCUGCGAGCCAGCCUUUCGUACCAGAAUUUGAGUCUGACUCGUCCGCAGUCGUCUUACCUCGUAACGCGCACGGCGGGAGCAGAGAGCGCUUUCCUCCUUCUCAUCAUCACAUCCCGCGUGCCAGAGGUUGUGAGAGACGACUGGCGACGAAUCUAGCCUGUUCCAGGCUCUAAGACAGUAGGGAUGACGCAUAAGUGGAAGUUAUUUUCGUGUUCGUGCUUUCUCAGUUCUGCGGACCCGACUAUCUCUCAGCCUGGAACAGUCUGCGAUGAGUCAUGAUUUGAUAAUAGGCCCCAUGAUUGGCCUGUUAAAAUAGCCACUGUCGACAUGCCAAUCGGUUGAAAGCAAAUUCGCAAUACACUUCCGGCAAUUCGUUGAGUCCGUAUAUGGGGUCAAGAACAAAGAUGAGAAGGAUCGCAGAGCUGCUUCCCAGGCGUUGCUUGCGGGAGACAGUUUACGUAUUCUACGCAGGCUAUCAUAUCGUAGGAAAAGAACUUUCAUCGCACUGUAGACGGCAUUUGUUUUUUGUCACAGAAAUUAUACAUAAUUUAAGAACAUUUGAGACUAACUUUUUUAGCGACGAAUACCGGGAAAUUCAGGGGGCCAGUGUAAGAUUCUGGGAAUCUGCCUUCCUACCGCUCCCUUGACCCCAAGAUUUUGCCCAAGUAAGAACUUAUUAUUAGCGUUGAGUUCAGUAAGGAAGGGAUGGGUGAAUUGUCUCCCAUGCAACUUUGCUGUCCGUCUAAAACCCCAAAUCCAAUCCUUAACGUGAUCCUGAAAACCUGCUAGGAACUCUCUGUAUAGCUCCACCAUCCCUGGCCAGAGUGGGCCCUCAUCCAGUACGCUGUUCUUGUUAUGACCACUUGGGCAUUUCUAUUGGUUUAAUAUGGCAUUAGCAUAGCGGGUUGUUGUCUACUGCAUGGCUUGAGGGUUUAUGGUUUUCACAUCAAAUGUUCAUAAAUUUGAUCCUGUUGCCUCUUUCCUAGAGUAAUUUCCGUUGAUUUCUCUCAUUUGAAAUUUAACUUCCUCUUCCUUGUUAACUUCCUCUAUUGGAAGGGAAUUUUACCUUCAAUUCGUCAAAAUAUAUGUCCCGCAAGCGUUUGUUCUAUAUUAUAGCUUGUAUCGAGAGAAAGUCAAAGGCCUCGUCCACACUAAUGCGUUUUCGUUUGAAAACACAUUUCGAUGCGUCAAAGCCAUCCUUCCCCUUUCGGAGCGUUUACAUCGAAAACGCAUCGAUUUGAAAAGGCUCUUGAAAGGUGAUCAAAACGAAAACGCAUACAUAUCGUAUCAGUGUAGACGGCUGAAAACAAUCGAAAACGCAUCAAAAUGAAAACGGUGACCGAAAAUAUCAGAGGCGGGUAUGUUUGUAACAUGUGCGUAGAGUUCAACUUACGUCACAACGUGCAGUUCUAUCGUUUUCGAACAUUUUACUGUGAACAGUCCAAAACGCAUCAAGACGGUAGUGUGGACGCGAAUCGAUCGAUUUUUUUCGAUGGCAACGAAAACGCAUAGUUUGAAAACGCAUUAGUGUAAACAGGGCCAAAGUUUGUGUUUUGAUGUUUCAAUUUAGUUGGGUGGGACUUUUGGAAUGACCAUGUUCUUGACUGGUGGAACCAUAAAGAUGACCCUAAUGUCUUGUUUCUGAAGUAUGAAGACUUGCACAAGGUAAUUUUAUAUACCAGUGGAGUUCAGACAGCUUUUUAGCUCAAGGCACUCUUUGGCAUGGGUUGGACAAAUGUGCUGCCAAGUUGUCAAAAUUUGACCUUUCCUAAGUAAUUCAACACAUUCUAAACAAUUCUAGACCUUUCGUAAGUAAUUCCAGACAUUCUAGAAAAUGUCUAAAUCUUUCCUAAGCAAUUCCACACAUUCUAGAAAAUUUAAAGCAAGGCAAUUAGCUCGGUAAUUAUUAUUGGCCUGGACACAUGGAUAGCUUAUGUCGAAGGCCACAAAUAACCGUUUUAAAAAGUAAAGACGAAGGAGAUGUUGCAGCACCAUAUGUGCUUUAUAAUAUUAGUAGGAAAAACUCCUUAUUAUGCUGGCUGUGUUCUACAUGGUCUAAAAAUUAAAAUUUAAAACAGUGCAAUAACUUCUUCUAGGAUUUACCUUCUCAUGUUCGAAUGAUUGCUGAUUUUUUAAACAAGCCCUUAUCAGAUGAACUCAUCAAUCGCAUUGCCGACCAGUGUACUCUCAGUGGGAUGAAGAAAAAUAUUACAAGUUACACAUUUCACCCAGAACAAACUAACUCACCUCUGCUACGGAAGGGCUUGGUUGGGGAUUGGAAGAAUUACUUCACACCAGAGCUGAAUGAGAAAUUUGAAGAGCAAGUAUUGGCAAAACUGAAAGGCACUGGACUAGAGUUUGAUUUUGAGAUGUAAACUACAACUUUUAAUUUAUUCUUGUUUGAUUAUUAUCAGAUAAGUCAAGGAAAGGGGAUCACCGAAUACUUUUGUUCCCCUAAGUUUGGUGGGUGCAGAGGUAGUAAAGGGGGCUCGUGCGGGAAAAUGUUGAAUUUAUGAAAAGCAAGCUAGUAAACAAAGUAAAAAAUAAAAUCUGAGUGUCAUACUAUGCGGUUGUAGUUCACUAUCUAUUUCACGGUUAAUUGAAAUAACUCUAUGAACGAGAUAACGAAAUGAAUCC
Molecule: messenger RNA, 10178 nt
Organism: Porites lobata
Lineage: Eukaryota; Metazoa; Cnidaria; Anthozoa; Scleractinia; Poritidae
Source: the annotation of a GenBank genome assembly